AAAAACAAAAAUGGCGGGCUAGCAAACAAGUCAACUUUUCGCAAUUUUAUGUAUUUUCUAUGUGCAAGUCCAAUUAUAUUCAGUGUUUAAUGGUUUAGUAAAUUGAAGAUGGCACGAAAACUGUUUUAUUAAAUGGGACACAAACAAUAAUGCAUGCUCAGCAAACAAAAUUCAUUGGCUAGUCUUGUCCAUUCCAAUAUUCCAAACGAAUAUUUAUCAGUUUUCUCCUUGAGAUUGUCAAAUUAGAAAAAAGUGGUCCAAAUAAUUGAAGAUGUACCUCUCGCGUUAUACGUGUUAAGUCAAAACCAAAACAAUUGCAAUGUCGUCCAGGAAGAAGUCAACCAGCACCACCGAAUCGAGUUCCGGAUCGACGUCUGGUACAUCGUCGUCCAGUGAGAGCAGUAGUGGUUCGGAUAGUAAUUCAUCCAGUUCUGAUUCCGAAUCGACCACUUCGCAGGAACAAGAACCAACCAGACGAAACAGUUCGGGCUCAACAAACAAUCAUCAGGAAGCCAAGACUGCAAGUGGUUCGACUGGUCCAGCUACAGCAACAGGGAAAAAACCCCCGCGGCGAGCUUCUGAUACUAGACCACAGAAUAAAAGUGAACCAACCGAAAAGUUAUCCACAUCCGCAUCCAACAAAGGUAAAGCAAUAGCAGCGGCCACCAAAGCACAGCAACAAAGAUCGCGACAAGUCUAUGCUAAUUCGAGCGAUGAUGAUGGUCCACCAGCUAAAACUCAAGUUCCGGCCACGAAACGCACACCGAAUGAUACAAAGAAAAAGCCAGUGCAAUCAAAUAAAUCUAAAGCAAAUCCAGUGCCUCCUGUCACUGGAGGCAAGGCACCUCCGGCUGUUGUCAAGCAACAACAGCAACAAUUACAAAAUUUAAACAAGAAUUUAGCUAAUAAGAACGGUCCUGCUGCCACGAAGGCUGCACAAAAGGCAGCAUCGAAGAACGCGGACUCAAAGGAGAAAAGUAUUUUCUCGCCGGAUAAUACAACAGAAUCGGAGGAAGAUGUCAAAACGAAAAGUGUGAAAACACCAGCUCCUAAGCCGAAACCUCCGCCGGGCCGGCCGAAAGGUAGGCCACCUAAAAACAAAGUUGUUGAGAAGCCUCCAGUGGUCAAAAGUUCAGCCGAAUCGUCAACAACGGCGUCAACGUCGGACAGCACAUCAACUAGUGAAUCGGAAAGCGAAAGCAGCGUUGAUUCGGCACCGCUCAGUAAGAAAGUGACAGAAAAGAAGCCGGCCGAGAAAACGAACACAUCCGCAGUAAAAUCAGAAGUAAAAGAUCCUGCGAAUUCCGAAUCGGAUAUAGAAAACAAGGCAACAUCAAAUAUCGUACGUAAAUUGACCAGAUCUUCCAGCACCCGUAAAUCCAAGCAUUUGACAGCCAUUUUCAAUCCUGGCAAAGCAUCCGAUUCAGACUCCGAGGCCGACAGUAAGCGUUCGUUGUCGAAGAGUCCAGUCAAGCGGGCUCCAGCUACGAAAGGAAAAUCCAAAAAUUCGAAAUCGAAUGCCAAAAACAACACGAGUCCGAAUAAGAAAACUUCUGCCAUUCCCGAAGAACGACGUUGUCCAGUCGAUGGUUGUGAUUCAGUUGGUCAUCUGGGCGGUCGCUUAGAAAAACAUUUUACACAGGAAGCGUGCCCAUUGUAUCAUAAUAUGACGCUGGCGGACACCAAAGCAUGGGCGUUGGAACGACAACAGCGGGAGGAAGAGCGUAAAAAGGCACUAAUUCUGUACGAGCCAUCCAAAAAGCAAUACACAGUCGAUCAGAAAGCAUAUCAAAUAAAAGUCAAAGAAAUCCGAAACAAAUUCAAACCGCCGUUAACUUCGCCGACUCGACCAACGCACACAAAUGCACAUUUUCAUAACGCAAAAGAUACGGCACGAGAACCUAGCUUAACGGGACUGGUGUCUGACUAUGACUUACAAUUGUUUCGCGAAGCGCAAGCAAGAUCAAGCGAGAAAAUUGAAGAGGAACUGAAAGACAUCCAAACUGGCAAAGGAACUAAGUACAUCAUCAUGGGACGACACAAAAUGGAAGUGUGGUAUCAAUCUCCCUAUCCGGACGAUGCGGCUCGGCUACCGAAACUGUACCUCUGCGAAUUCUGUCUUCAAUAUCAAAAAUGUGAGAUUGGCAUGAAACGACAUGCAGCCAAAUGUGUGUGGCGUCAUCCGCCCGGUGAUGAGAUUUAUCGCAAAGGAAAACUCGGUGUCUGGCAAGUGGAUGGUAAACGCCAAAAGCAAUACUGUCAACAUUUGUGUUUGCUGGCGAAAUUCUUCCUCGAUCACAAGACAUUGUACUAUGAUGUCGAGCCGUUUCUCUUUUAUAUCAUGACAUUAGCUGAUUCCGAAGGUUGCCAUACGGUUGGAUAUUUUAGCAAAGAAAAGAAUUCAUUUUUAAAUUACAACGUUUCCUGCAUUUUAACUCUACCUCCGUAUCAGCGCAAAGGCUUCGGACGACUACUGAUAGACUUUAGCUACCUUCUCACUCGAGUCGAAGGAAAAAUUGGAUCGCCCGAGAAACCACUGUCCGAUUUGGGUCUAAUAUCCUACCGCUCAUAUUGGAAAGACGUUCUUCUCGAUUACCUGUGCAACAGAACCGGCACAACGCUAAGCAUCAAGGAUGUGUCUCAGGAAAUGGCAAUUAAUUCAUACGACAUAGUCAGCACACUGCAAGCACUGGGCAUGAUGAAAUACUGGAAAGGAAAGCACAUUAUACUUAAGAAGCAGGACGUCAUCGAGGAAUACGAGGAGCGUGUAAAAUCUCGCGGUAUGGUUUUGAAAAUCGAUUCGAGUUGCCUCCGAUGGACACCAUUUGUACCGGCGGCACCAUUGGGCCCCUCCUAGCGACAAUCAAAAAUAAUAUCAAAAUCAUCAUUGGUCUCAGCAUCCUAUUCAAUGUAUAACUUCUAUUCGACAUUAUUGAACGAUCAGCGAUUACAGUCCAUGCGAAACAACAACCUUCCAUCGAUUUGAUUUUAAUUUAUUUUAAGUUUUUAAUUUUUUUAAUUUUGUAAAAAAUGUUUUCUUAGUUUUUGUAAACUAAAUAAAGCAAUAGGUUCAAUGUAAAUCAAAAUGUAUGUUGGCUGCGUUGUUCGAUUGAAAGGCUUAUCUUAUUUUCAUUUUUGGAAUUCUAAGAUAUUCAGCUUCCUACGAAGAACAGUGGGCUAUAAAGCUUAUGCUCAUAUUUGUAGGCAUAUUUUUGAUUUUUGCCCAUCGAUCUUGCUACUUUUCUAAAUUUCACCUGUAGAUGAGACAAGUCUACCACUGAGGAACUACUAACAGCAUAUAUAGAUUACCCAGGGAAAACGUCACCUUCAACAGGUGAAAUUUUCAACUCUUUUUUAUCGGUGUUUUUCGUAGGUAUUACGACUCAGUGUACUACUCAAUACCAUUACUGCUACUUACUACCACUACUCACUGUACAUUGGAGGUUGCGAAAGUUAUAUAUUAGAUGAGGUAACAAUUUUGUGAUCAAACCAAACUCACAAGUGGAUUUUUUAGCAACAAACUUCGUUAACUGUCUUUUUGAUAAAGUGUAGCUUUUUUUGAGCCGAAGGCGAGGUAUACAAGCACUUGUGUCGAAAAUCAGUUACCAAAGCAACAUGGGAAAAGCCGAAAAUACUCAUGUACGUUCAGGACGAAUACGAUUUACCAGUGAGCCGAAAAUACUACAUUUCGUACGUAGAAUGAAUAUUUAAGUCGUUAGUUAAAAUCUUAUUGGACGGUGUACGCACGAGAUGUAGUAUUUGCGACCCACACGUAAAUCGUUCUUGUGCUGGACAUGUGUGGGUUUUUUCGGCCUUUUCCGUGAAGUUGCUCAACAAUGAGUAACUUUGCCGCCCCAGUGCGAAAGUUGAAUGGGCGCAGAAUUCACGAAAAACGAACCAAAUAUAUUCUUCGUGUAAUGGAUCGCUUUCGCAGUGGGCCAACUGCUCCGUAAUGAUCAACUUUCACAUGGGGGAGGCAAUACAAUAUUUUUUGCGGUUUUUCAAGUUCAAGGAAGUGUUUUGAAUUCAAUAGCGCUAUUAUGUUUCAAUAAGCCUUCCAAUCAUGUAGCUGUUCUAAACGGCAGUUUUAGUUCGUGUUAUAAGCGUAAUUGAUUCUUUUUGUGUCAACCAAAUAAAAUUCAUUUUGGAUAUGAAAGACGAUCUCUAAGACUAAUAAUCGUUGUCAAGGGAAAAAUAAUGUUGAGUAAAAAGCCGAUAGAUUUACCAUUCAGGUACACUGCACACCUAAAAUCUCGUUUUUUUUGUAAUUUACUGUAAGAUUUGCGUUUAAAUAGUUCUUAAACGAACGGUUAAGCUGUGAAAAGCGCCCAAUGUGAAGUUAUACUUUUAAUUGAAAUUAAUUUUAUAAUUUUUUGUAAGUAUACUGUGAAUAUGUUUAAGUGUCCCAAUCGCAAUUGAUAAUCUUAAGUUGAACAUUUUUAAGUAAAUAAUAGCAAAGAGAAAACAUUUUAGAUAAAAUAAGUUGUAAAAAUUUCGAUAGACGAUAUUUUGUAGGCUAACUGAAUUAGUUAUUGUAAAGUGUCGUGUAAUAAAAAUGCUGAAGGUAAAUACAACAAAAAUG
Molecule: messenger RNA, 4582 nt
Organism: Bradysia coprophila
Lineage: Eukaryota; Metazoa; Arthropoda; Insecta; Diptera; Sciaridae
Gene: chm
Product: lysine acetyltransferase chameau
Biological process (GO): regulation of transcription by RNA polymerase II
Cellular component (GO): chromatin; histone H3-K14 acetyltransferase complex; nucleus
Molecular function (GO): histone H4 acetyltransferase activity; histone H3 acetyltransferase activity; transcription coregulator activity
Source: RefSeq, a predicted model, not a curated record